This is a messenger RNA of Sipha flava (yellow sugarcane aphid), 1209 nucleotides long. RefSeq names its product VIP36-like protein. The coding region runs from base 163 to 1179 and encodes 338 amino acids. Gene Ontology annotation, cellular component: Golgi membrane; COPII-coated ER to Golgi transport vesicle; endoplasmic reticulum membrane. The transcript is spliced from 7 exons. Gene Ontology annotation, biological process: endoplasmic reticulum to Golgi vesicle-mediated transport; endoplasmic reticulum organization; Golgi organization. NCBI's taxonomy places the organism in Eukaryota, Metazoa, Arthropoda, Insecta, Hemiptera, Aphididae. Gene Ontology annotation, molecular function: D-mannose binding. The record is from RefSeq and is a predicted model, not a curated record.
CUUAUUUAUUGUUUUUAGAUUUUAUUUAAACUUUUACUCUAUCUCGAAUUAACUAAAUACGCGUUGAUUUUUAUUUUAAUAACAAAUUAUUUACUCCGUGCUACUUGUUGCCAUUCCAUAACAUUUUACAUUAAUUUUUGUACUCUCUAUAUUAACUAUAAAAUGUCGCAUUUAUUCAAAAUUUGUUCAAAUAAUCUCAAUACGAAAUUCAACGUUUUUAUAAUUUUAUUUUCAUUUCUUAACAGAGAAGUUUUCUCUAAAUGGAACACUAGAGAUUAUAUGAAACGUGAACAUUCGCUAUUGAAACCUUACCAAGGUUCUGGUAUCACAGUACCUAAUUGGGAUUUCAUGGGAUCUACUAUAGUAACGGAUAAAUAUAUAAGAUUAACUCCAGAUUUGCAAAGCAAGUCAGGUUCAAUAUGGAACUCUAUUCCCUGUUAUGUUAAUAAUUGGGAAUUACAAGUACAAUUUAAAGUACAUGGUAAGGGAAAAGAAAGUCUUCAUGGUGAUGGCAUGGCAAUUUGGUAUACUCGAGAAAGAAUGAAACAAGGGCCGGUCUUUGGUAGUAAAGAUUUAUUUGAAGGCCUUGCUGUAAUUAUUGAUACUUAUAGUAAUCAUAACGGAGAACAUAAUCAUCAACAUCCUUAUAUUUCAUCAAUGAUUAAUAAUGGUUCUUUGCAUUACGAUCAUGAUCGUGAUGGUACUCACACAGAAUUAGCUGGAUGUGAAGUUAAAGUUAGAAAUUUACAAACUGAAGCUCAUUUAUUAAUAAGAUAUACUGGCAAUACUCUUACUGUUAUGACAGAUCUAGAUGAUAAAGCAGUGUGGAAGCCUUGUUUUAAUGUUGAUGGAGUUGAACUGCCAACUGGUUAUUAUUUUGGAUUUUCAGCAGCAACUGGAGACUUAUCGGAUAAUCAUGAAAUUAUAGCUGUUCGACUUUAUGAAGUGGAUUCUGAUGAUCCUAAGGAAGCUCUUAAAGACCGCUCAAAUAUAAUUCCAUCUGCUACAAAAUUCAGUCCACCAAGAGAACAUAUUGAAGAUACUAAAAGUCAAAGUUGGAGUGGCUUAAAAAUAUUUUUCAUUGUAUUGUUUGUUAUUAUAUUAAUUGCUGCUUUAAUUGUUGGUGGUGUAUGGUAUUGGGAAUACCAACAAACUCAGUCACAUAAAACAUUUUACUGAAUAAAAUUCAUAAAGUGUUUAUAAAAUUAA